AUGGCCUUUCACGAAGACCCAAAGGAGCCUGGAAGGGAGGCCGACAUUAUAACAACGCAGCAAAGCCACCCAUUCUCUGCCGUCCAGGAUGAGAAUGAAAGGGGAGCGUCUCCAACCGAAAGCAGCCCUCGGGAGACACACUCUCGGGAUUCCGACAAUGACGCCAGUACGUUUCCUUCAGCAUUGAGUCGCGCCAACACAUACGAUGAAGAUGGCGAGGUCAUGGAGCAGGACGACAGGACGGAGCUCAAACGUAUUGCAACGGCCCUCUCUCGUCGCCAGUCUCACGUUGCUGCUCCGUCUCGUCAACAGUCGGUGGGACUUGGUACGCUCGACGAGUAUGACGCCACUCUCGACCCUGACCGGCGCGAAUUCGAUCUUUCGAAAUGGCUGCUUCGAUUCAUACGCGAACUUGGCGAAAAGGGUCUCGCAGAGCGUCAAAUCGGUGUCUCAUUCCGCAACCUCGACGUGUUCGGUACCGGCAGUGCGAUCCAGCUUCAAGAAACUGUGGGCUCCGUUCUCACUUCACCUCUCAGAAUUGGAGAAUUCUUCACCUUCGGCAAAAAGGAGCCAAAACAGAUUCUUCACAGUUUCAACGGGCUGGUGAAAAGCGGAGAGCUCUUGGUCGUGCUUGGCCGCCCGGGCUCUGGCUGCAGCACGCUCCUCAAGUCCAUUUGCGGCGAGCUGCAAGGCCUCAACCUUGGUGAAAGUUCAAACAUAAGCUACAAUGGUAUCCCGCAGAAGCAGAUGAAGAAGGAAUUCAGAGGUGAAGCCAUCUAUAACCAAGAGGUCGACAAACACUUUCCUCACCUCACAGUCGGCCAAACUCUUGAAUUCGCGGCUUCAGUUCGAACACCAUCCCACCGUGUCCACGACAUGCCUCGCAGCGAAUACUGUCGCUACAUCGCCAAGGUCGUCAUGGCAGUGUUCGGCCUUACCCACACGUACAACACCAAAGUCGGCGACGACUUUAUUCGCGGAGUGUCAGGAGGCGAAAGAAAGCGUGUGAGCAUCGCCGAAAUGGUCCUGGCCGGCUCGCCAUUUUCUUCCUGGGACAACAGUACUCGAGGUCUCGACUCUGCAACAGCUUUCAAGUUCGUCAAAGCGCUCCGAACGUCCGCCGAUCUGGGCAACCACGCAAAUGCCGUUGCCAUUUACCAGGCCAGUCAAGCCAUCUACGAUCUUUUCGACAAGGCGACAGUUCUAUAUGAGGGCCGUCAGAUCUACUUUGGACCGGCAGACAAAGCAAAGGCAUACUUCGAGAGGCAGGGUUGGUACUGCCCCCCGCGCCAAACAACCGGUGACUUCUUGACUUCAGUUACCAAUCCCGUGGAGCGCCAGCCUCGCCCGGGAAUGGAGUUAAAGGUGCCUCGGACUCCGCAAGAUUUCGAACGAAUGUGGCUGCAGUCUCCUGAAUUCGAGGCUCUGCAGAAAGAUCUCGAUCAAUACGAGGAAGAAUUCGGCGGUGAGCGCCAGGAAGAGAAUCUCGCGCGUUUCCGCCAGCAGAAGAAUUUCCGGCAGGCCAAGAACAUGAGGCCCAAGUCUCCAUACAUCAUCAGCAUCCCCAUGCAGAUCAGGUUCAACACAAAACGUGCCUACCAGCGCAUAUGGAAUAACAAAUCGGCAACGAUGGCAUCCACAGUGGUUCAGAUCGUCAUGGCUCUUAUUAUUGGUUCCAUCUUCUACGGCACUCCCAACACAACAGAUGGCUUCUACGCCAAAGGCUCGGUCUUGUUCGUAGCCAUUCUUCUCAAUGCAUUGACUGCGAUAUCCGAGAUCAACAAUCUGUAUGCGCAACGGCCCAUUGUCGAGAAGCAUGCCUCGUACGCCUUUUACCAUCCAGCCACCGAGGCCGCCGCGGGCAUCGCUGCCGAUAUCCCCAUCAAGUUCAUAACGUCGACAGUUUUCAAUAUCAUCCUCUAUUUCAUGGCUGGCCUGAGAAGAGAACCUUCACAGUUCUUCAUCUACUAUCUCAUCGGCUACAUAUCCAUUUUCGUCAUGAGUGCCAUAUUCAGGACAAUGGCCGCAAUUACCAGGACAGUCUCUCAGGCCAUGUCGCUCGCUGGAAUCUUGGUUCUUGCCCUUGUCAUUUAUACUGGCUUCACCAUCACCGUGCCAUCCAUGCACCCCUGGUUUAGCUGGAUAAGGUGGAUCAAUCCCAUUUUCUACGCUUUCGAGAUCCUCGUCGCCAACGAGUUCCACGGUCAAGACUUCCCUUGCGGUGGCAGCUUUGUGCCUCCGUAUAGCCCGAGUGUUGGCAAUUCUUGGAUCUGUCCAGUCCCGGGCGCUGUUCCUGGUAACGUUACUGUCAGCGGCGAUGCCUUUAUUGCCACCAACUACGAGUAUUAUUACUCCCAUGUUUGGCGAAAUUUUGGUAUCUUGCUGGGCUUUCUCAUCUUCUUCAUGGCGAUCUAUUUCAUUGCGACGGAGUUGAACUCAUCGACAACAAGUACCGCCGAGGCCCUUGUGUACCGACGCGGUCAUGUUCCUACCCAUAUUUUGAAGGGCGAAAGCGGUCCGGCCAGGACAGCAGACGGGACUGACGAGAAAGGCUUACAUGGAAAUUCCAACACCAGCUCCAAUGUGAAAGGACUUGAGCCUCAGCGGGACAUAUUCACCUGGCGAAACGUUGUUUACGAUAUCAAGAUCAAAGGCGAAGACCGCCGGCUUCUGGAUCAUGUCUCUGGCUGGGUCAAGCCGGGCACAUUGACCGCGCUGAUGGGUGUCAGUGGUGCAGGAAAGACGACCCUUUUGGACGUGUUGGCCCAGCGAACCACCAUGGGCGUCAUUACGGGCGACAUGCUUGUGAACGGUAGGCCACGAGACCUCAGCUUUCAGAGGAAGACAGGCUAUGUCCAGCAGCAAGAUUUACAUCUCGAAACCGCCACCGUCCGCGAGAGCUUGCGAUUCAGUGCCAUGCUGCGCCAACCCAAGUCGGUCAGCAAGGAAGAGAAAUAUGCCUUCGUGGAAGAAGUCAUCAAGAUGCUCAACAUGGAAGAAUUUGCCAAUGCAGUUGUCGGUGUUCCCGGCGAAGGUCUGAACGUUGAACAGCGAAAGCUUCUUACCAUCGGAGUCGAGCUGGCAGCCAAGCCCAAGCUACUCCUUUUCCUCGACGAGCCAACCAGCGGCCUCGAUUCUCAGAGCUCGUGGGCUAUUUGCUCGUUUCUUCGCAAGCUUGCCGAUUCUGGCCAGGCAAUCCUAUGCACCGUUCAUCAGCCAAGUGCUAUUCUCUUCCAGACAUUUGACCGCCUGCUCUUCCUGGCAAAGGGCGGAAAGACGGUGUACUUUGGCAACAUUGGUGACAACUCUCAUACGCUUCUGGACUACUUUGAGGAGCAUGGAGCUAGAAGAUGUGGCGAUGAGGAGAACCCAGCCGAGUACAUGCUAGAAAUUGUCAACAACGGUGUCAACGACAAGGGAGAGGACUGGCACUCGGUAUGGAAAGCAAGCUCGGAAUAUCAGGACGUCCAAAGAGAGCUCGAUCGUCUUCACGAGGAAAGGCUAGCCGAGAGCCCUGGUUCGGAAGACGAUGCUUCCCACUCAGAGUUUGCUACACCUUUUGCAACCCAGCUCUGGGAGGUCACGUAUCGCAUCUUCCAGCAGUAUUGGCGCUUGCCCAGUUACAUAUUUGCCAAGUUCAUGCUAGGCACUGCUGCUGGAUUGUUUAUCGGCUUUUCAUUCUUCGACGCCAAUUCGUCAUUGGCGGGCAUGCAGAACGUCAUCUUUUCCGUAUUCAUGGUGACGACCAUCUUCUCUACCAUUGUGCAGCAGAUCCAACCUCUUUUUGUCACCCAAAGAUCCCUUUACGAAGUCCGUGAACGCCCAAGCAAAGCUUACUCGUGGAAAGCCUUCAUCCUUGCCAACGUCUUCGUCGAGAUUCCUUAUCAGAUCAUCAUGGGCAUCCUCGUCUUUGCCUGCUUCUACUACCCCGUUGUCGGCAUCCAGAGCUCUAUCCGACAGAUUCUUGUUCUGCUCUUCAUCAUCCAGCUCUUCAUCUUUGCAAGCUCGUUUGCCCACAUGAUCAUUGUCGCCAUGCCAGACGCACAGACAGCCUCCAGCAUUGUGACUUUCUUGGUGCUGAUGAGCACUCUCUUCAACGGAGUUUUGCAGACACCCAGUGCACUACCGGGUUUCUGGAUAUUCAUGUGGCGAGUUUCAGUAUUCACCUACUGGGUCGCAGGUAUUGUUGCGACAGAGCUUCACGGGCGACCAAUUGUGUGUUCCGAGAGCGAGCUGUCCAUCUUCAAUCCACCCAGCGGCCAGACCUGUGGCGAGUACCUGGCGCCGUUCCUCCAACAAGCACCAGGACAGCUGCAGAAUCCCUCGUCGACCGACCAAUGCCGCUAUUGUCAGCUCAGCAACGCAGACCAGUAUCUUGCCGGCUCAGAGAUCUUUUGGGCAGACCGAUGGCGCAACUACGGAAUUGUUUGGGCGUACAUUGUCUUCAACAUCUGCACUGCGAUUACCCUAUAUUAUCUCUUCCGGGUCAGGAAAUGGAAUACCAGCAGCUUCAACAUCCGUUUCCCGUGGGGAAAGAAGGCUGCAAAGCAGUGAGUUUGAAAGAACCAAACGCAAGUUGGUGCUUGAAUUGCAGUAUUGAGCACCCUCUUCCCUCCAUACCUCUAUCUCUAUCCAUAUGGCUCUAGCAACAAAGUCAUUUGUAUCUUGCAUUCGUCGAGUCUGAGCCACAGGCUGCACUGGCGGCGUCAACUCGGGGAGCUUUGCUCCAUUUUCCUCCACGUAUAGAUUUUUCAUAGCCGUCUUAGAAUCCUGCCGGGACUUACUCAGUCCUUGGCUCCAAUACUACGACAUUGACUCGUAA
This is a messenger RNA of Trichoderma reesei QM6a, 4822 nucleotides long. RefSeq lists its product as uncharacterized. Gene Ontology annotation, molecular function: ATP binding; ABC-type transporter activity; ATP hydrolysis activity. The transcript has 5 exons. The record is from RefSeq and is a predicted model, not a curated record. Gene Ontology annotation, cellular component: membrane. NCBI's taxonomy places the organism in Eukaryota, Fungi, Ascomycota, Sordariomycetes, Hypocreales, Hypocreaceae. Gene Ontology annotation, biological process: transmembrane transport. Bases 1 to 4554 code for a protein of 1517 amino acids.